Aspergillus novofumigatus IBT 16806 is the source of this 1189-nucleotide messenger RNA. RefSeq names its product protein-transporting protein BCP1. The record is from RefSeq and is a predicted model, not a curated record. Gene Ontology annotation, cellular component: nucleus. The transcript has 3 exons. Bases 99 to 974 code for a protein of 291 amino acids. Lineage: Eukaryota; Fungi; Ascomycota; Eurotiomycetes; Eurotiales; Aspergillaceae.
CUUUUAUUGACCGCCGACGAAGAGUCUGGAGAACUUCGACUGCCAAGACAGACGCAUCUCAGUCCUACAGAUAUCAUUGAUAUCAAGAGACAUUCAGAAUGGGGAAGCGAAAAGAGCUCAAAGAUAAUGACGUCGAGAUGGGCGGUACCGGGCGCCCGGUGGAGGACGAUGAGUCCGACGAGGAAAUGGAUAUGGUGAAUGUGGAUUUCGAAUGGUUUGAUCCGCAGCCCGCUGUGGAUUUCCACGGACUCAAGAAUCUCCUCCGACAACUAUUCGACGCCGAUUCUCAGAUCUUCGACUUGUCCGCAUUGACGGAUCUGAUACUAGCACAGCCAUUGCUCGGAUCGACAGUAAAGGUGGACGGCAAUGAAUCCGAUCCAUAUGCCUUCUUGACCGUAUUGAACCUGCAGGAGCACAAGGAUAAACCCGUGAUCAAGGAUUUAACAUCGUACCUCCAACGCAAAGCCUCGUCCAAUCCUUCACUCGCACCACUUUCGGAGCUCCUUUCCCAAUCACCCAUUCCUCCAAUUGGAUUGAUUCUCACCGAGCGCUUGAUCAACAUGCCUGCCGAAGUCGUUCCUCCAAUGUAUAGCAUGCUUCUGGAGGAGAUCGCGUGGGCCAUUGAAGACAAGGAGCCGUACAACUUCUCCCACUAUCUGAUUGUCUCCAAGACAUACGAGGAGGUUGAAUCCAAGCUGGACAUGGAAGAGUCCCGGCCGCAGAAGAAGAAGAAGAAGUCCGGCAGCAAUGUCGAGCGGUUCUUCUUUCAUCCCGAAGAUGAGGUGCUUGAGCGACAUGCGAUCUGCUCUGGCUCGAUAGAGUAUACACACAAGCACGACGAGGGCCUCUCAGACUCGAAACGAGCUUUUCAGGAUCUCGGCAUCAAGACAUCGGGAAGUCUGAUUUUGAUCGACGGCCCGAAACUGGAAGCUGCAGUCAAAGAAGUGACGGAUUACUUAAAACCUCCUGUAUAGACAUAUCAGACCUGCAGCCAAUGAUUUCAUGACGAAAGAACAAAAGUAUGAGUAUUAGCGGACGCAUGCAUGUCUAUAUCCAUCAUUCAACCCAGAGAUUACAGCUUCUUUUCUUUUCGUGAGGGCAUAAGAUACAUCAUUCGCAUCAAUACAUCAUAUAUACUGGCGAGGCCACCUAUAUCGUUCACUCCCAUUGAGUGCCUUUCAGCCGUUGC